AUGACAGAAGAAACGUAGUUUGGUAGUACACCGUAGAAUACGCAGAAAGGGUAGUUUGGUAAUAGUGACGGACACAAUAGCUGUGCGUCCAAGUUUAGUAAGGAACUCAGUGUCAACAAAAUAGCUGUGCUAGUCAAAGUGUCAAACCCUCCUCGUGUCCUUCCAGGUCCUCCGAUUCCGCCUCCGUCCCCCAGGUGCUCGACGGGAUGCCGAAGAGAGCAUUCAGAUACGCCGUGGUUGAUGCCUUCACGGAUGAGCCGUUCAAGGGCAACUCCGCGGCCGUCUGCCUCUUGGAGGACGACGACGACGCUGGCGCCGCAAGAGACCAUCUGGACGAGCGGUGGAUGCAGUCGGUGGCAGCAGAGUUCAACACCCCCAUCACCGCGUUCCUGGUCCGUUUCGGUGCCGCCGGUGCCGGUACGGAUGCUGCAGGGGAUGGUGUUACGGCGUUGACUCCCCAGUUCCGUAUCCGCUGGUUCACUCCGGUUCGUGAGAGUGAACUUUGUGGCCAUGGGACGUUAGCUGCUGCGCACUACCUAAUCUCAUCUGGCCUUGUGGAGUGUGACGCUAUAGAGUUUGUGGCAAAAUCUGGACGUCUAACAGCUAAGAAAGUUGUUGGGUCGAAGGGUAGAAACAAUUUAUAUUCUCCUGCACAGCAUACCUGCUCAAAGUUCUUUGUAGAAUUGGAUUUUCCUGUUAUCCCGGUGGUAAAAUGCAAUUCUGCAGAGGUGUUUUCGCUUCCUGAUACUCUAAAUGGUGCUUCUGUCAUUAAUGAGCUGCAAGCCGUCUCUGCUUUUUCUGAUCUCAUUGUGGAAGUUAGUUCAUGUGAUGAAGUUGAAAAUGUUUGUCCUAACGUUGCUGAACUAGUCCAGUGCCCUGUAAGAGGCGUUGCCAUUACAGGUCCAGCUCGUGAAGGAUCUAGCUAUGAUUUUGUCACUCGUUUCUUCAGCCCAAAAUAUGGAAUAAAUGAGGACCCGGUCUGUGCUAGCGUACACUGCUCCUUGGCACCUUACUGGGGUCAGAAGCUGGGGAAACAUAACAUGACAGCUUUCAUGGCCUCUCCAAGGAGUGGAACACUAUAUCUGCAGUGGGAUGAGGAAACUCAGAGGGUCCGAAUCCGUGGAGAAGCUAUAACUGUCAUGGUUGGCACACUUCAUGCCUAGAGUAAGUUACUUCGUGAUUGUUGGCAAAAAGAAUGUGUAACUGUGCCCAGGAAUAAUAGGUACUCUGUUUGGUGGGGAAAUGUUUGACUCCCCUGCCCAACAAUUGAAUCUAGAUAAUUCAAGGUACAAUAUGGCCUAUCCUGUCCAUGCAAGGAUAUAUACUGAAUAGAAGGUAAUUUUCCUAGAGCUUUAUUUUCUUUUGCUUUUGAAAUAAAUGGCAGGAGUGUUGUCUGAUCCAUUGGGAUGAUGGAGUACAUAAUCAAGUACAACUCUAUUUAUCAAUAGCAUAGAAGGUUAAAUGGUUCACAACUUCACAAUAGUACAUUUGUAUAUGUGUAACUUGGAUUUGCCAUUUUAGUAACUCGUCCUUCUAAAUUGCAUGUUGCCUUGUUCAUGUCCCUGUAUGUAUGAAGAUGUUUUCCAUUGGUAGAGUGACAGCAGAUUCUAUAUAUCUCAAUCUCAUUACUCGUUGCCCUGUUGAUGUCCCUGUAUGCACGUUGCCUUAUUUUCAAAGAGAAGAGGCCUUGUUUUCCAGUAUCAUGGAUAGGCAGUUGGGCCAUAAGCAGCAUUUGACAGUGUGAAAAAACUUCGACAGGAGCAGAACUACAUAUAAUUCGGAAGUAUGGAGGCAUCGAUGGCUGUUUGCUUCGUGGUGGUCAUGAUCCUUGAGGUAAAUGUGGGUCACAUGCACGGCAGGGCGAGAUCGGGAGUGCCUUCUCUAAAGAAGAAUGGGGAAGGAGAGAAGAACACAAGGUUUUUGGAGGUAGUAGAUUAGUUCAUCUUUCAUCAUCCAUACUGUCUACACAGCAGCCAAGAGUAUAUAUGAACACAGUUAAAGGCACGCAGGCCCAAACCACAACCGAUUCCCUAAAGCUAUUACAGGCCCAGGGCCAGGUCGUGACAGCGGUCUGAGAAUUUUCUGGCCCAAGCAACUGAUCUCAGGCAUUCAUUUUGCUCUGGAUGUGGCCAACGUUGCUGCCUGGCAUCUAUCAGUAUAUUCCUCGUGGGUUUGUUGUAAGAUAUACAGAGGAAUUUUAAUUCUAGUCCGUUUAUAUGUAUGUUCUUAUCAAAACUCUUAGACCUUGGUAGAGCUAUAUAUAGAGAGCUUUAUGUUGUAAUCACCAAUAUUCAUAGGGAUAAAGAAUAAUCUCUGUAUCUAGUGUCAUGUCUAUUUGUUCUUUAUUUUCA
Molecule: messenger RNA, 2351 nt
Organism: Sorghum bicolor (sorghum)
Lineage: Eukaryota; Viridiplantae; Streptophyta; Magnoliopsida; Poales; Poaceae
Exons: 6
Coding region: 207-1163 (318 amino acids)
Biological process (GO): biosynthetic process
Cellular component (GO): cytoplasm
Molecular function (GO): isomerase activity
Source: RefSeq, a predicted model, not a curated record